Messenger RNA from Sinocyclocheilus rhinocerous, 3237 nucleotides. Its product is annotated as lysyl oxidase homolog 2A-like. Lineage: Eukaryota; Metazoa; Chordata; Actinopteri; Cypriniformes; Cyprinidae. Gene Ontology annotation, molecular function: protein-lysine 6-oxidase activity; copper ion binding. Gene Ontology annotation, cellular component: membrane. The transcript has 14 exons. The record is from RefSeq and is a predicted model, not a curated record. The coding region runs from base 421 to 2817 and encodes 798 amino acids. Gene Ontology annotation, biological process: peptidyl-lysine oxidation; sprouting angiogenesis; collagen fibril organization.
AAGACGUCUAUCAGAUGUUUGUACACAGCAGAUGCUAAGCGAUCUUCAGCAGACAUCUUGCAGACGUAGGCCUAUGUGUGCUAUCUGGCCUACAGGAGUUAAAUAAACACUACUUAGAUUUGGUGUUCAUCUUUUUUAUUUUCUGUUGUAUAUGAGCUCAAAUGAGCAUCUGCUAACUAAUGAAUAAAUUAAUAAAUGACCAGUUAAAAAUGUUGGUGGUGAUCUCUCUCUGUCUGAUUCUACUUAAUAUCUGUUCAGCUAUCAGUACCUCUGUCUGUCUGUUUCCACUAACCAUGGAAAAGUAAGCAUUGCUGGUGCAUGUGAAUCCGCACGCAGGGCUUCAGGGCAUCCCCAGCUGAAUGACGUCAGUCAUGUGCAGCGGACACAUGGGACGUCUGUAACUUUCAUAAUGUGGUAGUGAUGGCUGGUUUCAGAUUGCAGUGCUGGUGGGAGGCGGUGAAGCGCGUGAACUCGUUUAAAAGUGUUGCAGGAUACAGAGAGUCAGCGCUGCUGCAUCCAGCUGCGGGUGUAACUUGGAAGACACACUUCACAGGAACAACACUGUUACUUCACAAGAUCAACGUUUUCCGAGGUGAAAGUUUAGCCAUGGCGUUCUCUUCUGCAUUGUGCAUCUUCAGUCUCUUGGCUUUGGUUCAGGGCCAAUCUGAAUCCCAGCAACCCAAGAUUCAACUCCGCCUAGCCGGUGACAAACGCAAGCAUUACGAGGGUCGUCUGGAGGUCUUCUACAACAACGAAUGGGGGACUAUCUGUGAUGAUGACUUCUCAAUCGAAGCCGCUCAUGUUGCAUGUAGGGAGCUUGGCUACCUGGGUGCUGUGGCUUGGUCCCCAUCUGCAAAGUUUGGACAAGGAGAAGGACGCAUUUGGCUGGACAACGUCCAUUGCACAGGAGGAGAGAAAUCUUUAGCCGAAUGCCCCUCAAAUGGCGUUGGGGUGUCAGACUGCCGACACAGCGAGGAUGUUGGGGUGAUUUGCAAUCAGAAGCGCAUCCCUGGCCACAGGUUCAUCAAUACCAUGAACAACAAUGUUGAGACUCUUGAAGAACGGGUGGAAGAAAUCCGUAUAAGACCCAUUUCAUCCCAUCUCAAGCGCAUACCCGUCACGGAAGGCUAUGUGGAGAUUAAGGACCGGGGCAAAUGGAGGCAGAUCUGCGAUGAGCAGUGGACCCACUUGAACAGCCGAGUCACCUGUGGAAUGUACGGAUUCCCCGGAGAGAAGAAGUACAACAACAAAGUCUACAAAUCACUGUCCAUGCGUAAGAAAAAGAACUACUGGGGUUUCUCAGUGAACUGCACAGGAAAUGAAGCCCACCUGUCCAGCUGUAGGCUGGGCAAAGCCCUGGAGCCCAAGCGGAACGGCACAUGUGGACGUGGCCUGCCUGUGGUGGUCAGCUGUGUGCCUGGAAGAGCUUUUGCCUCCUCAUCUUCCACUGGCUUCCGCAAGGCUUACAGACCAGAGCAACCCUUGGUUCGUCUGCGGGGAGGUGCGAAUAUCGGUGAAGGGAGAGUGGAAGUGCUGAAGAAUGGAGUUUGGGGAACGGUCUGCGAUGAUAACUGGAACCUGAGGGCUGCCACCAUCGUGUGUCGAGAGUUGGGCUUUGGGAGCGCCAAAGAGGCUCUCACUGGAGCGAAGUUAGGACAAGGAAUGGGUCCGGUCCACAUGAAUGAGGUGGAGUGCUCUGGAUUUGAGAAAUCUCUCACUGACUGUUACUUCAAUAACGAUGCUCUGGGCUGCAGUCACGAGGAGGACGCUGCCGUACGCUGUAAUAUACCUGCCAUGGGUUUCCAGAAGAGGAUACGUCUAAGCGGAGGAAGAAACCCAUACGAGGGACGUGUGGAGGUUCUGACUGAGAAGAACGGUUCUCUGAUUUGGGGAACCGUUUGUAGUGAAAACUGGGGGAUGAUCGAGGCCAUGGUGGUCUGCAGACAGCUGGGAUUAGGCUUCGCCAGCCAUGCGUUUCAGGAGACGUGGUACUGGGCUGGAGAUGCAAGUGCAGACAAUGUUGUGAUGAGCGGAGUCAGAUGCUCAGGAACUGAGAUGAGUCUUCCUCAGUGUCUUCAUCACGGCAAACACAUCAACUGCCCCAGAGGAGGAGGACGCUUCGCUGCUGGGGUCUCCUGCUCUGAUACGGCUCCUGACCUGGUGCUGAACGCUCAGCUGGUGGAGCAGACCGCCUAUCUGGAGGACCGGCCCAUGUACGCUCUAGAGUGCGCCCUCGAGGAGAACUGCCUGUCCAGCACUGCCAAAAAGAACGACCACAGCUCCUACCGCCGCCUGCUCCGCUUCUCCUCCCAGAUCCACAAUGUUGGCCAAUCUGAUUUCAGACCCAAAAUGGGUCACCACGCCUGGACCUGGCACGAGUGUCACAGGCAUUAUCACAGCAUAGAAGUUUUUACCCAUUAUGAUCUGCUGAGUCUGAACGGCACCAAGGUGGCAGAGGGUCACAAGGCCAGUUUCUGUCUAGAGGACACUCAGUGUGACGAGGGUAUUCAGAAACGGUAUCUUUGUGCCAACUUUGGUGAACAGGGCAUCACCGUUGGCUGCUGGGACACCUACAGACAUGACAUUGAUUGUCAGUGGAUCGAUAUCACAGAUGUGAAACCAGGAGACUAUAUUUUCCAGGUCGUAAUUAAUCCUAACUAUGACGUAGCCGAAUCAGAUUAUACCAACAAUUUCAUGAAGUGCAAGUGCCGCUAUGAUGGAUACAGGAUAUGGACGUACCACUGCCAUACAGGUGGCUCGCGGAGUUCAGACAUGGACGAAUACCCUGGAAUGAGCAAUCGGUUGCACUUCAGAUAGGAGCGGAUGAGGACAAAGGCUCUCAGUGGAGGACGCUGCGGGCUGUCACUCAGACUAUUCAAAUAUGAUUGACCACUAGAGAGACUCCAGCACUUCGAAGGCAGAGACCGCUGCUCUUUUAGGUUUGAAGUACAGCAUGUUCUUUCACGGUCCCCGCUAUAUCAAGCUUGCUUUGAAUAGAAACUAUUUAAAUGUCUGAAAUGUACUGUACUUGCUGCAUUUUUGGUGCUUGAAAUGCUUGUUUGUUGGUUGUAGUGGUCACAAACCCAUGCUGUAACGUUCAUACUGGGAUCUUUAUUACGUUUUCGAUUCUUCCUGCAUUAUAACAUAAUCACAAAGCCUGCCGUUUCAUGAACUCAACCCUAUUUCUGGCUGUUAAAGACUCUUUUGUGGUUAAUUCAUCAAGCAUGUCAAGUAAUU